Messenger RNA from Ziziphus jujuba (common jujube), 2475 nucleotides. RefSeq lists its product as uncharacterized. NCBI's taxonomy places the organism in Eukaryota, Viridiplantae, Streptophyta, Magnoliopsida, Rosales, Rhamnaceae. The transcript has 6 exons. The record is from RefSeq and is a predicted model, not a curated record. The coding region runs from base 508 to 2145 and encodes 545 amino acids.
CGCAAAAAUCCCUGCGAAGUCGCAAAAAGGCGAUUUCAGUAAAAUUCCCAAAAAAAAAAAAAAAAAAAAAGGAAGAGAAGCAAAUUGCCAGUGUAAAAUACAAGCCGUUUGGAUUUAUCACGUGCCGCACGUGCUGGCCGUCGAAGACCUCUUUCCUCUUUCUCUCUCUUUCUCUCUUCCUCUCUCCUUCCCCUAACACCGUUAAGAUUUUCCAACGCGUUUGUUUUGUUUUUGUGUUUUGUUUUUGUUUUUGUGUUUUUUUGUUUUUUUGGGGUUUUGUUUUCUUAGGGUUUUCAGAAAAUCAGAAUCAUCUCCGAUCUCAUUGAUCAAAGAGAUUGUAUUGUCUUUUCUAGGACUCUCUUCAUCUGCUUUUUUUAUUUUUUUUUUCCCCUUCCAUUUUUGGAAUUUCGUGGAUUUAGUUUUGUAUUUUUUUUUUUUUUGGGGAGAUUUUUUGUUUGGGGGGAGAGGAAAAAAAAAAAAAAAAAAAAGAGAAAGAAAGAAAGAUUGAUGGUGCAGUUGAUGAAAUCGGGGGGUCUCCGACACGAACCGGAAGCAUGUAUGGAGAAGAUACCAGUGAAAUUGGAAAUUGAGGAUUCUUUGGAGGAGGAACACGGCCCGCUUAACAAGCGGUCCAAGCCCACCUCAGCUCUAAACGAGUGUGGUGCUGGAAAUAAUGCAUUUCCUAUCCCGCCAUCUCAAUACAACCCUCUUGACGAGCCUAGCCCUUUGGGUUUGAGGCUAAGAAAAAGUCCAUCAUUAUUGGAAUUAAUUCAAAUGAAGCUCUCUCAAGGGACCCCUGCUCUUGGAAGUGAACAGAGUGAAAGCAUUGCCUCUGGAAUCAAAAAGGAAUGUAAAGGCACUGCUCCCGCAGGUGCUACUGAUAAGCUAAAGGCUUCAAAUUUUCCAGCUUCACUUUUAAGGAUUGGGUGUUGGGAGUAUAAAUCAAGAUAUGAAGGUGAUUUAGUGGCAAAAUGCUACUUUGCUAAGCAUAAGCUCGUUUGGGAAGUUCUUGAAGGUGGUCUCAAGAGCAAAAUAGAAAUCCAGUGGUCAGAUAUUAUGGCUCUAAAGGCGAAUUGUCCUGAUGAUGGACUGAGUAGUUUGACUGUUGUGCUGGCUAGACAACCCCUUUUCUUCAGAGAGACCAAUCCUCAGCCUAGAAAGCACACCUUGUGGCAGGCAACAGCAGAUUUUACUGAUGGGCAAGCUAGCAUGCACAGGCAACAUUUUCUGCAAUGCCCACAAGGACUGCUAAAUAAACAUUUUGAAAAGCUUAUUCAGUGUGACAUGCGUCUUAACUUCUUGAGUCAACAGCCAGAGAUAGUUUUGGAUUCUCCAUAUUUUGAACCGCGAACUUCUGUUUUCGAGGACCCAGAUGAAUCCAAAGGCCAUGGUUUUGAUCAAGUUGAAAAUGGUAAUGGAUCUGCCAUAACUGGUUUCCAAGAUGUUGGUUCACCAUCUGGCACUCAGUCAUCUUCAUUGAAGAUUGAACAACAGGAUUCGGUUGGUGUGUCUUUGGAAAACCUGUCCAGAGAUGCUCCUUCCCCCAGCUCAGUGAUGGACUCUCGUGCAAUUGAAGGGAAUGGAAGUUCUGAAGCUGUUGAUUCUAAGGGACCCAAAAAUUGGGACCAGAUAAAAGUCCCUGGGCUGCACCCAUCAAUGUCAAUGAGUGAUCUUAUGAGCCGCAUUGGAAACUGUAUUUCUGAGCAGAUGACUUCUGGAAAUCCGCCCUCUGCCGAUCAACAGUCAGAAUACCAGGAUAUGCUGGAGGACAUUGCACAAUACCUGCUUAAUGACAAUCAAGCUACAACUGAUUCUGAUGAGAAAUCUCUCAUGACAAGAGUCAAUUCUCUCUGUUGUCUAUUGCAGAAGGAUCCUGUCACUGGUCAACAAUCACAGUUUGAUGGGGAAAGUUGCACUGAAGGACCUGAUGGUGGAAAGGAUGUUCAACUAAACAACACAUCUGAAAGUACAGUUAAACCUGAUGCUAAGGCUCCUGAAGAGGAUGCCAAGGAUGUUCUUGGUGGGAGACAAGCACCACCAGGCAUGUCAAGGAAAGACUCUUUUGGGGAGUUGCUGCUUCAUCUUCCUAGAAUUGCCUCUCUUCCAAAGUUCCUGUUUAACAUUUCUGAAGAAGAUGAUGAUUGAUUAACAUGUUUAAAGCUCAAAAAAAUUGGCAGGAAUCAAGCUUGAAUGCAGAUUCUCUCGCUGGCCAUGGUAUGUUCAAUAUGCCAUCUGUUAGAUGAUGCAUCUGAUGUUGUUAAAGCUUGCCUUGGGAAGAUUGGGAUUCAGAAAUUUGUAUUGAUGAAGAAUCCUGGUGAAUUUCCCUUGUAAAAGAAGAAAAGGAAAUCGUUCUAUUAGGUAUUUUAGUUGCAUUAUAUUAAGUUUCCUUGAACAAAGAAGUAUUUCUAUUGUAAGUAAAUUGAAUUGACCCUUGUAUUGUUAAUGUGAAAUUCCAGUUAUAUCUUGCUGUCUAAA